Lycium barbarum (goji berry) is the source of this 892-nucleotide messenger RNA. RefSeq lists its product as uncharacterized. Lineage: Eukaryota; Viridiplantae; Streptophyta; Magnoliopsida; Solanales; Solanaceae. Bases 185 to 880 code for a protein of 231 amino acids. The transcript has a single exon. The record is from RefSeq and is a predicted model, not a curated record.
CUUAUCUUUUGUUUUGUAUAAAUUGUGCACAGUUUCAUCGAAUGGAAUACAGAGAAAAUUGUUCCAAUCUUGCUUUCUUCUUUUAAUCUCCACAUGGUAUCAAAGCAGGAAUAAAUUUUUCUGUUCUUCAUUCUCUUUUUCUCCCUUCACUUGCCUUCUUUUCCUCUUUCUUUCCAUCUCAGUUAUGGUAGAUCCAACUGAGAACACUGCUGCUGUUGCUGCUGUUCAAACUAUGAAGGAACAAGCUAUCGACUCCAAUCACCCCUAUUACCUCCAUCCAUCAGAUGCACCAGGUCUGACUCUUGUGGUUUCACCCUUUAAUGGAAAGGGAUAUGGAGGAUGGAGGAGAUCCAUGUUAAUAGCAUUGUCUGCGAAAAAUAAGACAGGUUUUAUUGAUGGCUCUCUUCCUGAACCAGCAGCAGAUUCAUCCUCACUCAAGUCAUGGACCAGGUGCAACCAUAUGGUUCUCUCUUGGUUGCUAAAUUCUCUUUCUAAGGACAUAGGUGAGAGUGUCCUUUACUCAGAAAAUGCCAAACUUCUUUGGGACGAUUUGGAAUCUAGGUAUGGACAAGCCAAUGGAGCUAAACUUUUUCAACUGCAAAAAGAUUUAAAUACUUUAGUUCAGGGUAACAUGAGUGUAACCAGUUAUUUCAACAAACUAAAGUGUAUUUGGGAUGAACUUGAUGCAAUGAAUACAUUCUCCUCUUGUGUUUGUGAUUGUAAGUGUGGUGGAAAAACUAAGACUAAUAAGGCACAAGACGAUGAAAGACUAUUGCAAUUUUUAAUGGGUUUGAAUGAAUCAUAUCUGGGAGUGAGGAGAAAUAUUUUGAUGACCACUCCUCUCCCAUCUAUUGGCCAUGCCUACUCACUUGUUGUUUAGGAUGAAAAACAA